AUGUCGGUGCAAAGUCGAUGCUUGAAAAUCUGCAAAAAUAGAAUUUUAACUCAAUUGUCUGCGAAUUCCCGUCACAAACUUCAGAGUAAAACUUACAAAAGCCAAGAUCAAGUGAUUCAAGUACGAGAAUUUCGUAAUUUUGGAUAUGUAAUCAACAGCAAUUUGUUUAAAACUAGAAUUAUCAUGCUUGGGAUCCUAGGAUUUGGUAUUACGGCACCUUACAUCAACUGGAAAUGGAUUUUCAAACAAAUAAAAAAAAUAUUUACUGUAGACGCUGUUAAAUUGUUGAUGGAAGAAAAUGAAGAAAAGAGUAAUACGUCCGUAGAACAGGCUGACUCCGAACUCAAGAAAAAAAAGAAGAAGCAAAGAGUUGGAUUUCGCGAUCGCAAGAUAAUUGCGUACGAAAAUAGACUGCGUUCGUUCUCAACUCCAGACAAAACUUUUCGUUAUUUUGCGACAGUACUGAUUUCGAGUUCGGAAGGUAAUGAAAUCUUCAUGACACCAGAUGAUUUUUUACGAGCCAUUACACCUGGCAUGCAGCAACCAGACGGUAAGACAACAACUAAAAAUUAUAAAAACGCUUAA
This is a messenger RNA of Cotesia congregata, 585 nucleotides long. The record is from the annotation of a GenBank genome assembly. NCBI's taxonomy places the organism in Eukaryota, Metazoa, Arthropoda, Insecta, Hymenoptera, Braconidae.